Messenger RNA from Adineta ricciae, 603 nucleotides. Lineage: Eukaryota; Metazoa; Rotifera; Eurotatoria; Adinetida; Adinetidae. The record is from the annotation of a GenBank genome assembly.
AUGGCUUAUACACCUGAAGCUGAAAAACGCUUACGUGAACUCAUGCAAGAGCAUAAGAUUAUAAAACAAUACAUGACGAUCGUUCGUGGAAGUCCACAGCCAACCGAAGGUGAAAUCAACAUACCCAUUGUGGAGAGAAAUGUUCGUGGUACAUACAAAAUGAUGCUGUCACCGGCGUACAAUGAUCUAACGAAGUUAGUCAUGCCGAAAGGUAAACGAGAUCAUGUUGACAGUUCGAAGGCGAUAACAAAAUAUCGUGUUAUCGAUUCGAACUACGGUGUCUCAUUAGUUGAAUGUCAACCAGUAACAGGUGUUAAACAUCAGAUUCGUACGCAUUUAGCACAUGCAUUGGGUACACCUAUAUUAGGUGAUCACAAGUACUCUCAUUAUGCUAAAUUAGCACCUCAAAAACUACAAUUUGCCACAUUGAAAAAGCUCGGUGUUCGUCAAGCGAAAGUUCGUACUGUGCCUAUGUGUUUGCAUUCCUAUUCCAUAGCUAUACCGAACUUCCUUCACCAUCAACAAAAUCUCUUUAUUCGGGCUCGUUUGUCGAAUCAUUUACGUUAUUUCAUUCAGUGUUUUCGUUUACGAAUGAUCAAAUAA